This is a messenger RNA of Esox lucius (northern pike), 2185 nucleotides long. It is a transcript of the gene p3h4, whose product is annotated as prolyl 3-hydroxylase family member 4 (inactive). The record is from RefSeq and is a predicted model, not a curated record. The coding region runs from base 178 to 1476 and encodes 432 amino acids. Gene Ontology annotation, molecular function: calcium ion binding; protein binding; collagen binding. Gene Ontology annotation, cellular component: endoplasmic reticulum. The transcript has 7 exons. Lineage: Eukaryota; Metazoa; Chordata; Actinopteri; Esociformes; Esocidae. Gene Ontology annotation, biological process: peptidyl-lysine hydroxylation; collagen fibril organization.
GUGAAACUCCUGCAGAGGAAAGACUUUUCCGUCCCCUCCUCUCCGUCUCUCCUAGCCGGGCCAAGGCAUCUGUACGUGCAGAGAGGCAUGACCGUCCACUGAUAGAGAUACCUUGAGAAAUUAUACAGAAAUCGUUUUUGGCUUGACAACCGGAGGGCAUAACAGAAAAUAAGUAUAAUGGCCCCUACAGGCGUUAAAGAAACCUGGCUUUCAUUUUGUUUCUGUAUAGUUUUCUUCGCUCCGGUUCUGGUCGAAGCUCAGUAUGAGAAAUAUAGCUUUCGGAGUUUUCCAAAGAACGACUUAAUGCCACUUGAGUCUGCAUACGGACACGCUUUGGAGCAGUAUGGAGCGCAGAAUUGGGGGGACAGCAUCAAAUACUUGGAAUUAAGUUUGCGUCUUCACCGGCUCCUAAAAGACAGCGAAGCGUUUUGCAGCCAGAACUGUAGCACAGUCAGUCGGGACAAUGACACCCUCUUUGCGGACAGCAGUCUCCGCAUAAUGCGACAUUUCUUACUCCGUGCUUCGUGUCUAAGAAAGUGCAAGACGCAAUUUCCAGUGUUUACAGUAGCUUAUCCAAAAAGAGAUGUUCUGGAAGCUUUCGAGAAAAGAGUACCCUACCGGUACAUACAAUAUGCGUACUACCAGUUGAACAACAUAGAGAGGGCAGUGUCAGCGGCCCACACGUUCCUGCAGAAGAACCCAGAAGAUCCCUACAUCUCCAAGAACAUGAACUACUACAAGACCCUGUUCGAGUUGGACGAGUACCUCAUCGACCACGAGGAGCGGCCCUACGAGCUGCUGUUCCUGAAGGCUGUGAAGCUGUAUAACUCGGGGGAUUUCAGCGCCAGUGCUCGGGACAUGGAGCAAGCUGCCACGGAAUACUUCAAAAUCUACGACCUCUGCUUGGCCGGUUGUGAAGGGUCAUACGAGGUGACGGAGUACAAAGACUUUUACCCCACGCUAGCAGAACUUUACACAGAAGUGCUGAAGUGCACGGUUAAAUGUGAGGAGAACCUGAUGCCCAAUGUCGGAGGUUUCUUUGUGGAGAAGUUUGUGGCCACCAUGUACCACUACCUUCAGUUUGCCUACUACAAACUGAAUGAUGUGCGGAACGCGGCUCCCUGUGCGGCCAGCUACAUGCUGUUCGACGCCAACGACCAGGUGAUGCAGCAGAACAUGGUGUACUACCGCUUCUACCGAGAGCAAUGGGGCCUGGAGGAGAUGCAUUUCGAGCCUCGCCCGGAGGCACUGAGGUACUAUAACCAAACAACCAAGCAGAAGGAGAUGCUGGAGUUUGCACUGAACUACCUACAGACAGAUGAUGAGGGUGAGGUUAGUCCUGAGGAAAUGGCUGACGCUCCCACGACACUCUCUGACAGUGAGUUUGAGGGGAUUGGGGACUACGAAGAGUCCUUCAUUGCAGACUGGUGGCAGGAACCCAAAACCAAGGGAGACACUGGAGAACCAAUAGUCUGACCCCCACACCCCACCCCAAAAAAACAAAAUCACUCCUCCCCCAAACAGAACACUUGUCUUGAGGAAAAACGAACCAAAGAAAAUGGACAACUCUACACAGCCACAGACCAUCCCCAUCCAGAAAGGCCAGAACACCUGAUACAUCUGAAGUCAUCCCAUACAGCAUAAUUCAGCAAUAAGGCUCGAACAGGUGUUACAUGGACAUUAUUUGACAGCUAAGUUUGUUCUUUGGCUAUUAUAAACUAGUUUACAAUGUAAUUACAACAGUUACAUUUUGUUUUUGUCCUGGUAUAUGAUCUGAUAUACCACAGCCUUUAAUCAAUCAGCGUUCAGGGCUCAAACUACAUGGUUUAUAACUACAAACACGUAGAGAAACACACUCAGGAGGUAGAAUUAGCAAUGCCGCUUGAAAAGUUUCACUUUUUACUAAAUUACACAAACACAUGUUGGUGGACAUAUAGUUGAGAUCAGAACUGUCCAAAUCUUGACACAAGAUAGUAUUCAGGACUCAGUUGUUGUCACAUUCCUUAUUCAAUUGCAUUUGUGCCUUUUAGUCCUGGUAGAUAGUAUGGGAAUGAUCUAUCUAUGCCUUCUGUCAAUAUGUAGGCUGUUUGCCAAUUAAUGGUCACCUAUUUUUGUGUCCAGUGGAGAGAAUAAAAUCCACAUGAAAAUAUUUCUGCAAGAAUGUGGAAUAAAGUUUUAGUACGUC